CUUAACUCAGAGUCACUGUUGCCAGCACAGUAGAAGACAUGGUGUCAGUCAAAGCUACAGUGACAGUGAUCACGCUCCUUACCAUUUGUCUGCUAGCAACAAACACAUCUGCAGCACAUUAUGAAUGCUGUCGAAGAUAUAUGACAAUCAAAAUACCUUUUGUGUCAAUCAAGGGGUACUCAGUACAGACUGUCGCGGAGCUGUGUCCCAUCAAUGCCAUCAUUUUCCACACAAAGAAGGGUAAAGCAUGCACCAACCCUGCUUUGAACUGGGUGAUGGACUACAUCAACCGUUUAAAGACUAAAGCACAAAUGGUUCAUAUCAAGACCUCAAAAGCACAGAUAUAGACCUCAAGGAUGAAGACGACUUUUCAAGGCGAGAUGGCAGAGCCCAGCUCCAGCCAAUGGCUGUUAUCCAGUAAC
Monopterus albus (swamp eel) is the source of this 422-nucleotide messenger RNA. RefSeq names its product chemokine (C-C motif) ligand 20a, duplicate 3 (gene ccl20a.3). Gene Ontology annotation, biological process: immune response. The transcript has 4 exons. Gene Ontology annotation, molecular function: chemokine activity. Gene Ontology annotation, cellular component: extracellular region. The coding region runs from base 39 to 347 and encodes 102 amino acids. Lineage: Eukaryota; Metazoa; Chordata; Actinopteri; Synbranchiformes; Synbranchidae. The record is from RefSeq and is a predicted model, not a curated record.